Dracunculus medinensis (Guinea worm) is the source of this 210-nucleotide messenger RNA. NCBI's taxonomy places the organism in Eukaryota, Metazoa, Nematoda, Chromadorea, Rhabditida, Dracunculidae. The record is from the annotation of a GenBank genome assembly.
AUGAUUGGCCAUCUUUUAGCAGCUGUCAUCGCUUCUGAUCUGCCAUCUAUUGCUAGUCCAAUAUUGAACCCCGCUGAUUUUCCUCGUUUUUUAUUCACUAUUGGAGAGAAAAAAACACCAUCAUUAUCAUGUUAUUCGGAAGAUGAUGACGAUGAUGAUAAGUGGUUAGUCGCAGUACCUACUAAAUGGAUGAGCAUAAAACGUGAUUGA